Messenger RNA from Pteropus alecto (black flying fox), 2968 nucleotides. RefSeq names its product splicing factor proline and glutamine rich (gene SFPQ). The transcript has 11 exons. Gene Ontology annotation, molecular function: RNA binding. Gene Ontology annotation, biological process: regulation of DNA-templated transcription. Gene Ontology annotation, cellular component: nucleus. The record is from RefSeq and is a predicted model, not a curated record. The coding region runs from base 108 to 2120 and encodes 670 amino acids. Lineage: Eukaryota; Metazoa; Chordata; Mammalia; Chiroptera; Pteropodidae.
GACGGCGCGCAGCCUGUGUCAUCCGCCAUCUUGUGCGAAGCAAGGUGGCCUCUACGUUCCCUGAGCGUCUUCUCCGCUUCUGUCUUGACCGCCCCUUGAUCACAGACAUGUCUCGAGAUCGGUUCCGGAGCCGCGGAGGUGGCGGUGGUGGCUUCCACCGACGCGGAGGAGGCGGUGGUCGAGGUGGCCUCCAUGACUUCCGUUCCCCGCCGCCCGGUAUGGGCCUCAAUCAGAACCGUGGACCCAUGGGUCCCGGCCCGGUCCAGGGUGGCCCCAAGCCCCCGAUCCCGCCACCGCCUCCACACCAACAGCAGCAGCAACCACCGCCGCAGCAGCCGCCACCGCAGCAGCCACCCCCAGCUCCCGGAGUAGGUAGCGCUGCGCCGGCCUCCGGAUCGGCGCCGCCCGCUACUCCCCCAACCUCCGGGGCUACUACGGGGCCAGGCCCCACCCCGACCCCACCGCCCGCUGUCACCUCCGCGCCCCCUGGGGCGCCCCCGCCCGCUCCUCCGAGCAGUGGGGUCCCCACCACUCCUCCUCAGGCCGGUGGGCCGCCGCCUCCACCCCCGGGGGUCCCGGGCCCAGGGCCCAAGCAGGGCCCAGGACCUGGCGGCCCCAAAGGCGGCAAAAUGCCAGGCGGGCCGAAGCCCGGCGGUGGUCCAGGCCUAAGCGCUCCUGGCGGCCAUCCAAAGCCGCCGCACCGAGGAGGCGGGGAGCCCCGCGGAGGCCGGCAGCAUCACCCACCCUACCACCAGCAGCACCACCAGGGGCCCCCGCCUGGCGGGCCCGUUGGCCGCAGCGAGGAGAAGAUCUCCGACUCGGAGGGGUUUAAAGCCAACUUGUCUCUCUUGAGGAGACCCGGAGAAAAAACUUACACUCAGCGUUGUCGAUUGUUUGUUGGGAAUUUGCCUGCUGAUAUUACGGAGGACGAAUUCAAAAGGCUAUUUGCUAAAUAUGGAGAACCAGGAGAAGUUUUUAUCAACAAAGGCAAAGGAUUCGGAUUUAUUAAGCUUGAAUCUAGGGCAUUGGCCGAAAUUGCCAAAGCAGAACUCGAUGAUACACCCAUGAGAGGUAGACAGCUUCGGGUUCGCUUUGCCACACAUGCUGCUGCCCUUUCAGUUCGCAAUCUUUCACCUUAUGUUUCCAAUGAACUGUUGGAAGAAGCCUUUAGCCAGUUUGGUCCUAUUGAAAGGGCCGUUGUAAUUGUGGAUGACCGUGGAAGAUCUACAGGGAAAGGCAUUGUUGAAUUUGCUUCUAAACCAGCAGCAAGAAAAGCAUUUGAAAGGUGCAGUGAAGGCGUUUUCUUACUGACAACAACACCUCGUCCAGUCAUUGUGGAACCGCUUGAACAAUUAGAUGAUGAAGACGGUCUUCCUGAAAAACUUGCACAGAAGAAUCCUAUGUAUCAAAAGGAGAGAGAAACCCCUCCUCGUUUUGCCCAGCAUGGCACAUUUGAGUACGAAUAUUCUCAGCGAUGGAAGUCCUUAGAUGAAAUGGAGAAACAGCAAAGGGAACAAGUUGAAAAAAACAUGAAAGAUGCAAAAGACAAAUUGGAAAGUGAAAUGGAAGAUGCCUAUCAUGAGCAUCAGGCAAAUCUUUUGCGUCAAGAUCUGAUGCGACGCCAGGAAGAAUUAAGACGCAUGGAAGAACUUCACAAUCAAGAAAUGCAGAAACGUAAAGAAAUGCAAUUAAGGCAAGAGGAGGAACGACGUAGGAGGGAAGAAGAGAUGAUGAUCCGUCAACGUGAAAUGGAAGAACAAAUGAGACGCCAAAGAGAAGAAAGUUAUAGUCGAAUGGGCUACAUGGAUCCAAGAGAAAGAGACAUGAGAAUGGGUGGUGGAGGAGCAAUGAACAUGGGAGAUCCCUAUGGUUCUGGAGGCCAGAAAUUUCCACCUUUAGGUGGUGGUGGUGGCAUAGGUUAUGAAGCUAAUCCUGGAGUUCCACCAGCAACUAUGAGUGGUUCCAUGAUGGGAAGCGACAUGCGUACUGAGCGCUUUGGGCAGGGAGGUGCGGGACCUGUGGGUGGACAGGGUCCUAGAGGAAUGGGGCCUGGAACUCCGGCAGGAUAUGGUAGAGGGAGAGAAGAGUAUGAAGGCCCAAACAAAAAACCCCGAUUUUAGAUGUGAUAUCUAGGCUUUCAUUCCAGUUUGUUUUUGUCUUGUUUAGAUACCAAUCUUUUAAAUUCUUGCAUUUUAGUAAGAAAGCUACCUUUUUAUGGAUGUUAGCAGUUUAUUGACCUAAUAUUUGUAAAUGGUCUAUUUGGGCAGGUAAAAUUAUGUAAUGCAGUGUUUGAAACAGGGGAAUUUUUUUCCUUUUUAUUUCACUUUUUUUUAACUGUAUAAUGUCCCUCAAGUUAUGGCAGUGUACCUUGUGCCACUGAAUUUCCAAAGUGUACCAUUUUUUUUUUUUUACUGUGCUUCAAAUAAAUAGAUAAAAUAGUUAUAUUGAUCUUCAACUUUGCCAUUCAUGCUUCUAUGCACAUUAGGCUAGGUAUUCCACUUUGAAAGCAUGAGAGUGUCUAGACCUUCAAAUGGCAUAUGCCAUUUCUGGGAAAUGUAUUUGUAGGCUAAGUAUUGCUUUCUACAAAUAAGUACCCCCUUGUUUUAAAAAGAAGAAAUGCAUAUCGAAGUAGUUUCAUGAUUUGAUUUGUUUGGCAUUAUAGGAAGCAAGCAGUGCUAAGUACUUUUAAAUGGUUAUGUAAGCAAAGCUGAACUGUAAAUCUUCAUUCAGGAAUGUCUAUUAAGAUUAUGGAAUGGGUGUAAGACUUGGUAGGGGGAGAAAGUGGGUACAAGUAAAUGGAUCUUUUAUGGCCCUAUGAUCUAUCCUUUCCUUGAAAGUUUCUGAAGAAAAAGUGGAAAGAUCAUUUUGUUGCAUUCCUCUAUUCUUGUUUUUAAAAGAAUAAGUCCCAAGCCCUACAAAUGGCUUGUAUUGAACUUUCAUAUUUGAAUUAAAGAUUGUUAAACAUGAA